This is a messenger RNA of Nanorana parkeri, 650 nucleotides long. RefSeq names its product alpha-(1,3)-fucosyltransferase 6-like. Gene Ontology annotation, cellular component: membrane. The record is from RefSeq and is a predicted model, not a curated record. The transcript has a single exon. Gene Ontology annotation, molecular function: alpha-(1->3)-fucosyltransferase activity. Bases 43 to 627 code for a protein of 194 amino acids. NCBI's taxonomy places the organism in Eukaryota, Metazoa, Chordata, Amphibia, Anura, Dicroglossidae.
UUUAGUCUGGAAUCCCCAAGCCAUUGUCAAAACCUUCAGUUCAUGGAUAACCUUAUCAAUCUCACCAUGUCCUACAGGGCCGACUCCGAUAUUUUUACACCCUAUGGUUGGCUAGAGAAAAAUGAUGGUACCAUCAACUUUACUAUCCCUGAGAAGUCAAAAAUUGUGGCUUGGGCUGUAAGUAAUUGGAACCCAAGAUCCAGAAGAGUACAGUACUAUGAUCAGUUAAAAAAAUAUUUGCAUGUUGACAUUUAUGGUGGUCAACAUCUCCCACUUCCUAGAAAUGUUCAUUUACAAACUAUUUCAACAUAUAAAUUCUAUUUCGCUUUUGAAAAUUCAAUCCAUGUAGACUAUAUCACUGAAAAACUGUGGAUUAAUUCACUUGAAUCAGGAACUGUACCAGUAGUUUUGGGUCCAACACGUGCAAAUUAUGAGCGUUUUAUCCCUCCAGACUCAUUUAUUCAUGUGGAUGACUUUUCUAGUGCCCAAGAAUUGGCUUCUUAUCUCCUCAGGCUGGAUAAAGAUGAUCAAAAGUACCAACAAUAUUUCAACUGGAGAUCAAUCUAUUCAUUGCGAAAUCGGAAGGAGCAUGGAUACCGCAAUACUGCAGAGUAUGCAAGUCUUUGAGAGAGGCACCACCUUAUAGGACU